Molecule: messenger RNA, 7504 nt
Organism: Cheilinus undulatus (humphead wrasse)
Lineage: Eukaryota; Metazoa; Chordata; Actinopteri; Labriformes; Labridae
Product: plexin-A2-like
Exons: 32
Coding region: 210-5942 (1910 amino acids)
Biological process (GO): regulation of GTPase activity; negative regulation of cell adhesion; positive regulation of axonogenesis
Cellular component (GO): semaphorin receptor complex
Molecular function (GO): protein binding; semaphorin receptor activity
Source: RefSeq, a predicted model, not a curated record
UGAAAACGUGGAACCAUCCACCCUCAAAAAAAAUCUCAGAAAUAACCGGAUCUGCUCUGCUCAUGAAUGAGUCUCCUCUUAUUUCAAGAAAUAUGUGAAGAUCACUUAAGAACAAGGAGACGGCACUUUAGAGCAUCUUUUCAGCAAAACCCUGCAUCACAUUCCUGGGAGUUUUCUCUGAGCUUGGAGGUUUUCAGAGCCCUGUGGGGAUGGGGACGUGCUUGGAGAGAGGAUGGACUCACUGCGGCCUUACUAAAGGACACGGCCGUCUAAAGGUUAUGUCAUGGCCUCUGGCUCUAUGGCUAUUGACUCUUAUCUCUAUGAGCCAAAAGACUGUUGGACAGACUUUAAACAGCUUCCAAUCAGAGAGGAAAGAGUGGUCACUGAACCACCUGACUGUGCAUCAGUCCACUGGUGCUCUUUAUGUCGGAGCUGUCAACAGAAUCUACAAACUGUCAGCCAAUCUAACCCUCCUGGUGUCCCACGAUACAGGCCCAGAGUAUGACAACAAAGCUUGUUAUCCUCCCCUGAUUGUGCAGCCGUGCUCUGAGUCUCUCGCCUCCACAGACAAUGUGAACAAACUGUUGCUCAUCGACUACUCUCAUAACCGGUUGCUGGCCUGUGGCAGCCUCUACCAGGGCGUCUGUAAGCUGAUGAGGCUGGACGACUUGUUUAUCCUCGUGGAGCCAACACACAAGAAAGAGCACUAUCUGUCCAGUGACAACCAGACAGGGACCAUGUUCGGGGUUGUCGUGCCCUCGCAGAAUCAGGAUGCCACUUUGUACAUUGGCACAGCUGUUGGUGGCAAACAGGACUACUUCCCAACGAUAUCCAGCCGUAAGCUGCCUCGUGACCCAGAAUCCUCUGCCAUGCUGGACUAUGAGCUUCACACUGACUUUGUGUCCUCUCUCAUUAAAAUCCCCUCGGACACUCUGGCUCUCGUCCCACACUUUGACAUCUACUACAUCUACGGCUUCGCCAGCGGAAACUUCGUCUACUUCAUGACAGUCCAGCCGGAGACGCCUGACAACGGGAUGCCGGCGGGAAGCUCACCUGGUGACCUGUUUUACACCUCUCGGAUCAUCCGCCUCUGCAAAGGUGACAAGAAGUUCCACUCCUACGUGUCACUUCCUGUGGGGUGUGUACACAGAGGCGAGGAAUACCGCCUGUUACAGGCUGCGUACCUGUCCAAGGCUGGCAGGGUUCUGGCAAAGUCGCUCAACAUCAGCGCCCACGAGGACGUGCUGUUUGCUGUGUUCUCAAAGGGACAGAAGCAGCUACACGACCCCCCGGAUCACUCAGCUCUCUGUGUUUUCACCAUUCAAGACAUCAACACAAGAAUCAAGGAGCGACUGCAGUCCUGCUACCAGGGGGAGGGGAACCUGGAGCUGCACUGGCUGCUGGGAAAGGACGUACAGUGCACCAAGGCGCCGGUUCCCAUUGAUGACCACUUCUGUGGCCUGGAUAUAAACCAGCCCCUCGGGGGUUCUCAGCUGGUGUCGGGUCGAACGGUGUUCACGGAGAGCAGGGACCGGCUGACCUCUGUCACCUCCUACGUCUACAAUGGACACAGCGUGGUGUUUCUGGGGACCAAGAGUGGACGGCUGAAGAAGAUCAGAGUGGACGGUCCUAUGGAGGGAGGGGUGCUGUACGAGACAGUGACCGUAAUGAAGGAUAGCAGCCCCAUCCUCAGGGACAUGGCUUUCUCCCUGGACAGGACUUCUCUGUAUGUCAUGUCUGAGAAUCAGGUGUCUCAGGUGCCUGUGGAGGCCUGCGGACAGUACGGGACGUGUGCCGAGUGCCUGAGCUCCGGUGACCCUCAUUGUGGCUGGUGUGUGCUGUAUAACAUGUGUUCACGGAAGGAUCGGUGUCAGAGGGCGGAGGAGACGUUCCGGUUCGCCACUGACAUUGACCGCUGUGUUAAGGUUAUCGCUCACCCCGACAGCAUCGCUGUGUCAGCACAUAGCGUACCGCUUCUGCUGGAGGUGAACAACGUUCCUGACCUCUCCGCUGGAAUCAUGUGCUCAUUCGGCCAGCAGGCUGAAUUAGAGGGUCAUGUCAACGGGAACAGGGUGAUGUGUCUGUCCCCGGCCGGGAAGGAGGUCCCUCAGAUCCCAGAAGGACAAGACUGGGCCGGCGUGGAGCUUCGUCUGAACUCAAAAGAGACGGGCCAAAUGGUGGCCAGCACAGAGGUGAAGUUCUACAACUGCAGCACACAUAAAACGUGUCUGUCCUGUGUAAACAGCACGUUUCGCUGUCACUGGUGUAAAUACCGCAACCUGUGCACCCAUGACCCCAGCAGCUGUUCGUUCCAGGAGGGAAGAGUCAACGCCUCGGAGAACUGCCCCCAGCUCCUUCACUCCGGGGAAAUUCUCAUCCCAGCCGGCGAGGUCCGACCCAUCACCCUGAGAGCCCGAAACCUUCCCCAGCCACAGUCGGGCCAGCGUGGCUACGAGUGCGUGGUGCACGUGCAGGGUGUCAGCCACCGUGUCACGGCACUGCGCUUCAACAGCACCAGCGUGCAGUGCCAGAACAGCUCGUACAUGUACGAGGGAGUGAGGAUCAGCGACCUGGCGGUGGACCUCUCCAUCGUAUGGAACGGCAAUUUCAUCAUCGACAAUCCCGAGAAGAUUAAAGUGCAUCUCUACAAGUGCAGCGCCCAGCGGGACAGCUGCGGGAUGUGUCUGCGGGCGGAGAGGAAGUUUCAAUGCGGCUGGUGCAGCGGAGAAGGCCGAUGCACCAUGAAGCAGCACUGUCCUCCCAUCUCCCCCUACGCCAGCCGCUGGCUCAACCUCUCUGCCAGGAACGUCAAGUGCACCAACCCACGCAUCACCGAGGUGAGCCCAGUGGCAGGACCUCUGGAGGGAGGCACACUGGUCACCAUCCAGGGUCUGAACCUGGGUCUGUCCUUCUCUGAGCUGCAGGGCAACGUGGAUGUGGCAGGUGUGCGUUGCACCCCACAGGAGGAGGGAUACAUCACUGCAGAACAGAUUGUUUGUGAGAUGGCCGAAGCUCCUAAAGGAAGUGCUCCAGGUCCAGUGAAGUUAUGUGUUGGUGAAUGCAAGCCAGAACUACGAGCACAAUCCUCCCAGCUUUACUCCUUUGUGACACCAUCCAUGCUGGCCCUCACUCCAGGCAGAGGACCUGAGUCUGGGGGCACGAAGGUCACCAUUGUUGGGGAGAAUCUGGGCGCUGGAAGUGCUGUUAAUGUGUACUUUGGAAAUCAGACAUGUGAGCUGUACAGGAGAACCAUGACGGAGAUUGUGUGCUUCUCUGCUCCGUCUGUAACGAGAGCUGGACCGGUGCAGGUCAGUCUGAAGGUGGACUGGGCCAGAGUUCCUGGGAGUCUGGCCUUUGAGUACAUAGAGGACCCAACAGUCCAACGAAUUGAACCUCUGUGGAGCAUUACCAGCGGACACACCACCCUCACGGUGACUGGAACUAACCUGGAUGUAGUUCAGGAGCCACGGGUCAGAGUCAAAUAUGCCGGCCAUGAAUCUGUCAAUGUGUGCAAAGUCCUAAACACCACCACCAUCAGCUGCUUCGCCCCCUCUCUGAAGUCGGAGUACACCGCAGACCAGGAGACGAUCAAACACGUGGACGAGUUCGGCUUCGUCUUCAACAAUGUCCAGGCUCUGCUCACCUACAACAACACCAGCUUUGUGUACUACCCCAACCCUUACCUGGAGCCCCUCAGCCUGACCGGCGUGCUGGAGCAGAAACCUGGAACUCCCAUCAUACUCAAAGGACGUAAUCUGGUGCCAUCUGCGUCUGGUGGAGCGAGGUUGAACUACACGGUGCUGAUCGGAGACACGCCCUGCUCUCUCACCGUGUCUGACACUCAGCUCCUCUGCGAGCCUCCGAACCUCACCGGGCAGCACAAAGUCCUGGUCCAAGUCGGAGGACUCCACAUCUCUCCAGGAGAAGUUCACAUCCGCUCGGACAGCCUGCUCACCCUCCCUGCUAUCUUCAGUAUCGCGGCAGGAGGAGGGCUGCUCCUCAUCAUCGUCAUCAUCGUCCUGCUCGCCUACAGACGAAAGUCUCAUGAGAAUGACCUCACGCUAAAGAGGCUGCAGAUGCAGAUGGACAAUCUAGAGUCCAGAGUGGCUCUGGAGUGCAAGGAAGCCUUUGCAGAGCUGCAGACCGACAUCAACGAGUUAACGAGCGACCUGGAUCGAGCCGGCAUCCCUUUCCUGGACUAUCGCACAUAUGCAAUGAGAGUCCUGUUCCCUGGCAUCGAUGAUCACCCUGUGCUCCGAGAGCUGGAGGUGCCGGGCAGCGGACAGCAGAGUGUGGAGAAAUCCUUGAAGCAGUUCGCUCAGCUGUUGAAUAACAAAGUUUUCCUGCUGACGUUCAUCCGCACGCUGGAGUUGCAGCGCUCCUUCUCCAUGCGUGACCGUGGCUACGUGGCCUCACUUAUCAUGACCGCUCUGCAGGGACGGCUGGAGUACGCCACAGACAUCCUGAAACACCUGCUGUCAGACCUGAUAGAGCGCAACCUGGAGAGCAAAAACCACCCCAAACUACUACUACGCAGAACCGAGUCGGUGGCGGAGAAGAUGCUGACAAAUUGGUUCGCUUUCUUGCUGCACAAAUUUCUCAAGGAGUGUGCUGGCGAGCCUCUCUUCAUGCUGUUCUGUGCCAUUAAACAGCAAAUGGAGAAGGGACCGAUAGACUCCAUCACCGGAGAGGCUCGAUAUUCCCUCAGUGAGGACAAACUCAUCCGACAGCAGAUUGAAUACAAGACGCUGACGCUGAGCUGUGUGAACCCAGACAAUGAGAACAGCCCGGAAAUCCCUGUCAAGGUGCUCAACUGUGACACCAUUACCCAGGUAAAGGAGAAGAUCCUGGACGCCGUGUAUAAGAACAUGCCGUACUCGCAGCGACCACGGGCUGCAGACAUGGAUCUUGAGUGGCGUCAGGGCAGAACAGCUCGUGUGGUCCUGCAGGAUGAGGACAUCACCACCAAGAUCGAGAGUGACUGGAAGAGACUCAACACACUCAUGCACUAUCAGGUGUCUGAGCGCUGUGUGGUGGCCUUGGUGCCCAAACAGAUGUCCUCUUUCAACAUCCCGUCCUCGGCCAGCUUCCCCCGCAGCAUCAGCAGAUACGGUGUGGACGUCCCAUUCCGAUCCACUCCCACCAGCCCAGACAGCCCUCACUCUCGAGUCCCCAUGCUGACUCCAGACCUAGAGAGCGGGGUCAAAGUUUGGCACUUAGUCAAGAACCACGACCAUGGAGACCAGAAGGAGGGUGAGCGCGGCAGCAAGAUGGUGUCAGAGAUCUACCUGACCAGGCUACUAGCAACAAAGGGAACACUGCAGAAGUUUGUAGACGACCUGUUUGAGACCCUGUUCAGCACGGUGUGUCGAGGCACCGCUCUGCCUCUCGCGAUCAAAUAUAUGUUUGACUUCCUGGACGAGCAGGCGGACAAACAUGGCAUCCAUGACACUGACGUGAGGCACACCUGGAAGAGCAACUGCCUCCCUCUGCGGUUCUGGGUGAACGUGAUCAAGAAUCCUCAGUUUGUGUUUGACAUCCAUAAAAGCAGCAUCACAGACGCCUGUCUGUCUGUGGUCGCCCAGACCUUCAUGGACUCGUGUUCGACCUCUGAACACCGUCUGGGCAAAGACUCGCCGUCCACAAAACUCCUCUAUGCCAAGGAUAUACCGCAUUAUAAAAGCUGGGUAGAAAGGUACUACGCUGACAUAAACCGCCUGCCUGCCAUCAGUGAUCAGGAUAUGAAUGCCUAUCUGGCUGAACAGGCUCGCCUUCACUCCAGUGAGUUCAACAUGCUCAGUGCCCUCCACGAGAUCUAUGCUUACGUCAGCAAGUACAGCCAAGAGAUCAUUGAGGCGCUGGAGCAGGAUGAACAGGCCCAGAAGCAGAAGUUGGCGUAUAAAGUGGAGCAGAUCAUCUCAGCCAUGUCUACAGAGAGCUGAGACACACAAUAACACACACACCCACAUACGUACAAAAAUACACACAAGCGCAGCAUAACAGAAGACUUUAAACCCAUCUGCAACGCACGCGGGGUACAGAUUCUCACAUAAACACGCAGGCAUAUGGAUGUACGCAGAGACACUGCGGAUUAAUGGACCUACUGUAUAAACAAACAGCACAUACACAAAAAAAAGGAGAUUCAUACACAUGCAUACAAAUGUACAUACACAGACCACUCUACACAUCAAACAGCAGAACGUCCCAAAGCACGACUUUUGAAUCCAGUGUCAGUUUUUUUCUGAACAAACUCCAACAGGCAAGCUUCUGAAACGCUCCCAUCGAGAAAAACAGACAAAAAAAGAGAGAGAAAGAAAAAGAUUUGGGCCAUCACAGCUGCUGAAUCUGCAGCCACUUCUCUUCUGCUGGGUAGUGGUUUGCCUUUGUAGUGGCUGCUGCUCCUUCUUCUUCUACUAAAUGUAUGUGUGUGCUUGUGCGCGGCGUGGCUGGAGCUCUGAAGAAAAGAGCGGUACUUAAUAAAGAAUGACUCGACUUGAAAAAAGUCACUGGAGGAGCUCGACAAAGACAGGAGCCAAUUUAACGGGACGCCACAUGUCGUGGGACCAGAGUUCUUUUUACACGUGGGAGAUGAAGGACGUUUCUCACACGACAUAUCACAGGCUUGGAGUGACAUCGUCAUUUGGAGCUGACGGGGGCAGAGAUGUGGAACUGUGAGUUUGUUAAGCCUUUUUCUUGUUGCCUUUUAAAGGCUUCAAAAAGAUAACACUUAAGACUUUGGCACUGUUGCAAACUCCGUGUCAUUAUUUAUUGUUCUUUGGAUGAAAACUUUUUAAUUGACACCUCUGCUGGGGAUUAAACUACUCAAAACUGAUCGUUACAUCAGUAUAGAUCCAGCUCUGUGAUGAUUUAACACUAAGAGGGUAUAAAGCAUACUCACACAGCAGCCACUUUCCUCUGAUAACACUCUAAGGAUGGGAAACUCAACAGCUAAUAUGAUACCAUACUGCUAUAAUCCUUCCUAAUUAUUAGGAUAUUUGAUUGUUCUCUACAGUGGGUCCAGAUUUAAUUUUGGAGACUUAAAAAUAUGACUAAAUAUGUCAAGCAAACAUUUUCACUGAGUAAGAAAAGACUAAAGACGAGCUAAAAUAGACCUUGGACAAUAAAAAAAAUCUUAUGAAAAGUUUGUUUGAUUAUCAAGAAGACUAAAACUAGAGUAGAAUGUUAGUGCUACACUGCAGGACAAUCAAAAUCAAUGAUAUUUCUUCAUUGUGCAUGGAAUUUGCCAAGACAUAAGCAACUAACACAUUAAUUUGAAUGUUUUACAGCAAUAUUAAUGGCACAAUUUUGCUUUUUCAGUCAGUUUAAAGAGAAAAAAUGUUUCGACUGUAAGUUAAAGGGCUUUUAAUUGACUAAAACUGACCAAAAAUGUUUGAGUUUUGUUUCAACUUUGACUUGACAAAAUUUUUAAAGACGUAACACGAGGCUUCAUCAGCUUUAGGUAAAAUGAGCUAACUAUUUUUGCUCAUAUUGCAAAUGUGAUGUC